Messenger RNA from Poecilia reticulata (guppy), 3501 nucleotides. It is a transcript of the gene afg1la, whose product is annotated as AFG1 like ATPase a. Gene Ontology annotation, cellular component: cytoplasm; mitochondrion. NCBI's taxonomy places the organism in Eukaryota, Metazoa, Chordata, Actinopteri, Cyprinodontiformes, Poeciliidae. The record is from RefSeq and is a predicted model, not a curated record. Gene Ontology annotation, molecular function: ATP binding; ATP hydrolysis activity.
AAUAAAGUUUCGCAGAUGACCUUUGACACCAAGAUGUCAGCCUACAUGCCGCUUUUUGUGAAGAUGUCACCGUCAGCCUUGGUGGGCAUAAAGUGCGUUUUUAAAGAGCAGUUUUGUUCUAGAAAGAUUUUAAAAUACCUAACAGAGCUCUACAGGCGAGGUUACUCGGUGACAGCUGGCCAGGCGGCGACGGCGGUGGAGGUGGAGAGCGGUGUGACCGCCGCCGGGUUCAGCGGUCCUUUGGAUCACUACAGCGGGCUGAUACGAGCCGGGAGCCUGCGGGAGGACGAGCACCAGAGAGCGGUACUGCAGAAGCUGGACGAGCUGCACAAAACGCUGAGAGGAUACACCAAUAGACCCACAUCCAUCAUGUCGAGGUUUUUCUCCAAACCAAAGCCCCCUAAAGGUUGCUACAUCUACGGCGACGUCGGCACCGGGAAGACGAUGGUGAUGGACAUGUUUUAUUCACAUGUGGAAACGGAGAAGAAAAAGAGGGUCCAUUUCCACGGUUUUAUGCUGGACGUGCAUAAAAGAAUCCAUCGGUUGAAGCAGAGCAUGCCCAAAAGGAAAGUAGGGAAAAUGGCCAAAUCUUAUGACCCCAUUGCUCCGGUCGCCGAGGAGAUCAGCGAGGAGGCCUGUCUGCUUUGCUUCGAUGAGUUCCAGGUCACAGAUAUCGCUGAUGCCAUGAUCCUAAAGCAGCUUUUUGAAAAUCUGUUUCUGAACGGCGUUGUUGUCGUGGCGACGUCCAACCGUACACCUGAAGAUUUGUAUAAAAAUGGCCUCCAGAGAGUCAACUUUGUGCCUUUUAUCGCGGUGCUGCAGAAAUAUUGCCAAACUCUUCGCCUCGAUUCAGGGAUCGACUACCGCAAACAGAACAGGCCUUCUGCGGGGAAACUUUACUUCCUCUCCGGUGAACCUGACGCCGAGGCAGCGCUGGACAAAAUGUUCGACGAGUUGGCUUUUAAGCAGAACGACAUUACCCGGCCGCGAGUUUUAAACAUUCACAACCGCAAGGUCCGUCUGAACAAAGCGUGCGGGACGAUCGCAGACUGUACGUUUGAGGAGCUGUGCGACAGACCUCUAGGGGCCAGCGACUACCUGGAAAUAUCAAAACUGUUUGACACCGUCUUCAUCCGACACAUUCCUCUGCUGACUCUCAACAAGAAAACUCAGGCCAGGCGGCUCAUAACGCUCGUGGACGCGCUCUACAACCACAAGGUCCGGGUGGUGAUCCUCGCCGAACACCCGCUGGAGGACAUUUUUGUUCACGACGGGGAUCACAGUCACGACGAGAGUCACAUUCUGAUGGAUGACCUGGGGCUGAAAAGGGACGAAGCCAGAAGUCUGUCCAUCUUCAGCGGGGAGGAGGAGAAGUUUGCCUUUCAGAGAACCGUUUCUCGACUCACUGAGAUGCAGACGGAAGAUUACUGGCUGGACGGGGACAGAAGCUUAAAAACUUCUGAAAAAUAAGAAUACAGGGUACUUUAUGAACUGCUCUCUUAUAUGCCAAAAACAAAAUACUACACUACUCCAUCUCCUCUUGCACGGAGCACCGGGGGUCUGCUCAACAGCAUCUGUGCAAAUGUGCAUACAAUAUUUAUUAGUAUCUAAAAUCAUUUUAUCAUUUAAAUGCAAAUUUGCACUUUAAGGAUGAUUUUAAGGUGGAUUUUUGGGGAGGCGUGUUGCUUUUAAUCCAGUGUCAUAUAAUAACUCAAGUUUUUAACUUCUCUGUUGUUUGGGGGGAAAUAUAUAAAAACACAACAUGGACAGUUUAUAGAGAUGCAGUCCAGCCCUUUACUGGAGGUUUAUGAGUCUGUUUUGUUUUGAGUAUUUCAAUGAAAUGAUUUCUUACCGAGUUGUAAUUUAUCUUAAUAAGUCUAAGUGGAUGGAUCAGUCCAGUCUGACUGAAAUGGUUUCUGAAGAGAAGAUAAUAGAAAUAUAACUACUUUAAAUCUUGGUUUCUAAUUUGCAAAGAGAUACUUUAAUUUUAUUUAUUUAUUUCCAAAAUUUCAGUGGACAAACAUGAAUUAUUCAUGCCACUUUUUGGCAUUUAGUCAACCAGACUUUCAUAUAUUUAAAGGGGAUUUUGUGUGAUUAGACCAAUAAGUACCACAUAUUUAUAGGGUGGAAUAAUAAUAAUACAAUUUUAUUUAUAGUGCACUUUACAUGUAAAUCUCUAAGUGCUGCAAAAUGACAAUUAAAGCAAUAACCAAUGUAAAAACUAAUUUGAAUUAAAUGGAAGGAAAUCGAUACACCAGAACAUUUUCAAGUCAAACCACAGAUACUUUGGUUGGUACUGAGCUGUGGAUCUCUGCAGCUCCUCCAGAGACACAGUGAGCCUCCAAUCUGCUUUUUUACUUUUUAUUAAACCAACCAGUCGAGUUUCAUCUGUAGAGCAUGAUUUAUACAUUCAACUGGAACUCAAAGUGCAUUACAAAGGCUAGGAGCAGACAAACACGAUGAAAUGAUCAAAUCAAAGGAAACUAGGUGAAACGGUAAUAAUUAUUGGUGAUAAAACAAUGAGGAAUUAAAAGAGAGAGAGAAAGAGCUCAGUCAGGAGAACUGUGGAAAAGCACUUAGAUUAGCCAAGAAACACUUGAUAUCAGAUCAGAUACAGCUUAUAAAAACGCUGAAGUUAGGAAAUAAAGUAGAAUUACAAUAAUCUAUGAGAUUAUAAAUGACUUUAAUCUUCAACCAAAAGCCACAGGACUGUUUGCUUUCAAAUUAAUACAUUGGAUGCAGAAUGCGUUAAACGUUAUAAACCAUGUAUCGUUUUCUUUCUGAUUAUUUUGCAUCGUUUUCCAAGCGGCUGCUCACUACAAAUACAGAGCUAGACUCCAUGACUAAUCACUUCUAUCUCGUUUUAUGACAAACGCAACCUAAUCUGCAUCAUCAAUCCCAUUUAAUGCCGUUUAUAAAUGUAUCUCAUGUGACUUAACACUUUAAAUAAUGUCCUGAUCCUUCAGAUUCCUCCAUGAGUUUCAUCCUCUGCACCAAGACAAACACCUGGUUUACUGGAAAUGGUUCGUCUUCUCAAAGGCGACACGUCGACUGGCUGACAUUUAACAUGUUAACAUUAAUUGUGAUGCAUAUGCACUUCUGAAAACAAAGACUGCAGCAUGUGGGAUGUGAAAGUGAGAAAACGCUACAUAAUUUAAGUUCCUGUGCAGCGUUUGUUUGGUGCAAACACACGGGUUUUGUCCUUAAAAUGAAGCAUUGUGUUGUCAUCACUAAAGAUGUGAAACAAACUGAAAAUCCGAAAACUGUGAAGGAUGAAAAAUGUUUUAAUAUCAAAUUGUUUAAUGAAACUGGGAGGCAUGACCGCACUUCCCUAACCAAACGGAGCGAGAUUUUAAAAUAUUUUGUAUGAAAGAAGAACUUGUUUUGGAGCUACGGGAAGAGAAGAGGGUGGUGUGUCCUUUUAAGGCUGAGAAAUAAAGAAAAGAAUGUUGCUUUAGAUUUUUAAAAAUGGGUAAAUAAACUAAAACUCAAAGACGUUCA